AUGUACAUACCUGAGCUUGAUGCUCUUAUCUUCCUGGCUACAGAGUUUUUAGAGGGAGGUGCCGAUCGGCCGAUUCUCGCAACAGGCAUAAGAGCAUUGCAUGAAGCAGCAGCUUUAGUUAGCAACAAUGGUGUGCAAGCAACAGUGGGGUUUGUACAGGAAUACCUUUCGCUCCUGGUCAUUCAGCAAAACGCAGCAGGCUUCCUGAAAGACUUGCCAGGAGAGACUUAUCUUCAGCAGCUGACACCUGAGUAUAUUGAUGAUUUGCUACCUGUGAUCUGGGAAGCAUUGGGCGGUGGUGAUGACAUUGCUUUUGUGACAGUUGGUCUUUUGCUGGCCUUUGUCUGUCAGGCGGAGUUUGAUGCCACAGCAGCCUUUGUGUUCUGGAUGCUGGACAAGUGA
Molecule: messenger RNA, 402 nt
Organism: Letharia columbiana
Lineage: Eukaryota; Fungi; Ascomycota; Lecanoromycetes; Lecanorales; Parmeliaceae
Exons: 4
Coding region: 1-402 (133 amino acids)
Source: RefSeq, a predicted model, not a curated record